CCGCUCCACGACCGCGGCGCCGCAAGGGCCGGCCGCCAUGGCCCGCUUCCAGCUCCCGUCGAGGGCCGCGCGCUGCGUGCCCGCCUGGCGACCGGCGCCCGCGCGGCUGGCCUCGGGGCGCGCUGCCCCACUGCGCCUCGGUGAGGCCCUGCGACCAGCAGGGGCGCUCCGCGGCUCCGCAAGGGCCUUCUGCUCGCACCCGGACUUCGCGCCCCAGAGCAAUGUUCGGGGCUCGGACAACGACGAGGUGCAGCAGAAAUUGAAGCAGCUCGUCUCGGAGAACAAAGUAGUGCUGUUCAUGAAGGGGAGCCCGGACAUGCCCCAGUGUGGCUUCUCGCGCACCGUCGCGCAGGUGCUGCAGAAGGAGGGCUGCCAGGACUACGCCUACGUGGACGUGCUCAAGUACCCCGAGGUGCGCGAGGGCGUGAAGAAGUUCUCCGACUGGCCGACCGUCCCGCAGCUGUACGUAAAGGGGGAGUUCAUUGGUGGCUGUGACAUCGUCACGCAGAUGCACAAGGACAGCGAGCUGUCAGAGGUGCUCAAAGACGUGCUCAAAGAGUGAGGCGCCGCCCGCGGCGGGUGCGAGCCUGCCCCGCGCAGGCCGCGCGGGCAGGCGUGCCCCCCCUGCGAGGGCCCGAGGGCCGCGAGGCCCGGGCCCCCGCUGACCGGGGAGCAGCAGGUUCCCAGGCUGUCCCGAGCGCGCGGCGAGGCCUUGGCUGGAAGGCUGGAGGAGUCACGGCCAUGAGCCUGAUGUCGAUGGUGGGUACCCGAGCGCUGCGGACCGUACAGGGCUUGUAGUGGCCUCAACUGUUUAGUCAGACCUUCGUACGUGCACGCUGGAGAGCUCUAUCCAGAAAUGUGCAUGUGCGCGAGCACUGAGAUUUCGUGGCGUGCAUGCUUUCGCUGUUCUUGAACUGGGAGGGGGGG
Molecule: messenger RNA, 927 nt
Organism: Prorocentrum cordatum
Lineage: Eukaryota; Dinophyceae; Prorocentrales; Prorocentraceae
Source: the annotation of a GenBank genome assembly